Tetrahymena thermophila SB210 is the source of this 180-nucleotide messenger RNA. RefSeq lists its product as hypothetical. Lineage: Eukaryota; Ciliophora; Oligohymenophorea; Hymenostomatida; Tetrahymenidae. The record is from RefSeq and is a predicted model, not a curated record. The transcript has 2 exons.
AUGACUUACUCAAAAAGUUCAGCAUAGCUUCAAAAUAAUGAAAUUAUUUCAUGCAAUUUACAUUAGAGAAUAGGUGAGCAAAAUUAAUAAAAAAACUACACAACUGAGAAAAAUUAUAUAACAAAUAUAGAUCCUAUGAUCAUGACUCUUCCAAAAAAAUUGGUUUACCAUUUAAUUUGA